Messenger RNA from Schizosaccharomyces japonicus yFS275, 514 nucleotides. Its product is annotated as translation initiation factor eIF1. Gene Ontology annotation, cellular component: multi-eIF complex; eukaryotic 43S preinitiation complex. NCBI's taxonomy places the organism in Eukaryota, Fungi, Ascomycota, Schizosaccharomycetes, Schizosaccharomycetales, Schizosaccharomycetaceae. Gene Ontology annotation, molecular function: ribosomal small subunit binding; translation initiation factor binding; translation initiation factor activity. The transcript is spliced from 3 exons. The coding region runs from base 105 to 434 and encodes 109 amino acids. The record is from RefSeq and is a predicted model, not a curated record. Gene Ontology annotation, biological process: regulation of translational fidelity; maintenance of translational fidelity; formation of translation preinitiation complex.
AGAACCUCCUCUGCAACGGCCUGCCAGAAACCGUACACCUUUUCGGGAGCACAUAUACUUGACACUCUUCAUUUUUAGAGGAAAAGCAGCCAAUUUCACGUUUUAUGUCCGCUAUUCAGAACUUCAAUAUCGUUGAUCCCUUUGCUGAUACUGGUGAUGAUGAUGCUCAGCCUUUGAACUACAUUCACAUUCGUAUCCAACAGAGAAACGGACGUAAAACUUUGACUACCGUUCAAGGUCUUCCUCAAGAGUACGACCAAAAACGCAUUCUGCGUGCUUUGAAGAAAGAUUUUGCUUGUAACGGUACUAUCGUCAAGGACGAUGAACUUGGCGAAGUCAUUCAACUUCAAGGUGACCAACGUAUUAAGGUUAUGGAGUUCUUGACUAGUCAACUUGGUCUCCAAAAGAGAAACAUUAAAAUUCACGGUUUCUAGACGUACUCAUACAAUGUGUGCUUUGCUAAGAAAUACAUUUCCCUUUUGGACUAUUCAGAAGGGCUCCUAUUAUUUAAGUG